Molecule: messenger RNA, 8241 nt
Organism: Myodes glareolus (Bank vole)
Lineage: Eukaryota; Metazoa; Chordata; Mammalia; Rodentia; Cricetidae
Source: RefSeq, a predicted model, not a curated record
ACGGAGACCAACACCGCUGCCGUCACCUGAAAAGUCACCGUGCUCUGGCCCAGAUCAGCACCGCAGCUGUACACCUGAGACGAACAACAGAAACGAGCCAUAAAACCAGAGAAACAAUGAGCACAGAUCCAAGCUGUUGAGCAGGACAACAUAUAUCAGAAUUUCACAACGGGUUAUAAGAUCGUUAGAGUGAAGACACAUCAGCCUUAAACCAGAACCUAUUCUCUGGUACCACUUGGACAAGACACCGUGGAUAAGAAAUCAGUUGUGCGGUGGAUCAUGGAAAUCAAAGAGGAAGGAACCUCAGAAGAAGGCCAGCAUUUUCUUCCUACAGCUCAGGCAAAUGACCCUGAGGACAUUCAGUUCACAAGCCUUCAGAAGAUCCCCAAUGAGCCGCAGCUGGAGUUCAUCCUUGCGUGCAAGGAUCUUGUGGCUCCUGUCUGUGAUCGGAAACUGAACACCGCAGUGCAGAUCUCAGUCAUCCAUCCGGUGGAGCAGACCCUGACGAGGUACUCCAGCACAGAGAUUGUGGAGGGAACAAAAGACCCACUGUUCUUGACGGGUGUCACAUUCCCAUCCGAGUACCCCAUCUAUGAAGAGACUAGAAUAAAACUCACAGUCUAUGAUGUCAAGGAUAAGUCUCACGACACUAUUCGAACCAGUGUCCUUCCGGAGCACAAGGAUCCCCCUCCAGAAGUUGGGAGGAGUUUCCUGGGUUGUGCCAGUUUUCAAGUUGGGGAACUGCUGAGGUCCAAGGAGCAGCUGCUGUCGCUGAGCCUGAGAACCUCAGAUGGUGGCAAAGCAGUUGGCACCAUAGAAGUGAGCCUCGUGAAGAUGGGGGAGAUUGAGGAUGGGGAUACCGACCACAUCACGACAGAUGUGCAGGGACAAAAGUGUGCACUAGCGUAUGAAUGUACAGCAGCGGAAAGUGGGAGCGGGAAGGACAACUCACCUUUAUUAAAUGCAGUGUUAAGGAAUCCUGUGUGUAAGCUCUAUAGAUUCCCCACAUCCGACAACAAGUGGAUGCAGAUCCGCGAGCAGAUGUCGGAAAGCGUUCUUUCCUUCCAUAUCCCAAAGGAGUUAAUUGCCCUGAACAUAAAAGAAGACUUGUGUAGAAACCAGGAGCUAAAGGAGCUUGGUGACCUGUCUCCACACUGGGACAACCUACGGAAAAAUGUCCUGACUCACUGUGAUCAAAUGGUGACAAUGUACCAAGACAUUCUGACAGAACUUACCAAGGAAACAGGGUCCUCUUUCAAAUCCAGCAGCAGCAAAGGAGAGAAAACUUUAGAAUUUGUUCCAAUAAAUCUACACUUGCAGCGGAUGCAAGUGCACAGCCCUCACCUCAAAGAUGCUCUCUAUGAUGUCAUCACCGUGGGAGCCCCAGCUGCCCAUUUUCAGGGAUUCAAGAACGGUGGUCUUCGGAAACUACUCCAUAGAUUUGAGACAGAGAGAAGGAACACCGGCUACCAGUUUAUUUACUAUUCACCUGAAAACACAGCCAAGGCGAAGGAGGUGCUCAGCCACAUCAGUCAGCUGCAGCCUCUCAUAGCAACCCACGCCGACCUGCUGCUCAGCUCUGCCAGCAGGCGCUCUCCAGACAGCCUGAAGAGUUCUUUAAAGACGCUCUCCGAAAAAACUGAGCUUUUCGUGCACGCCUUCAAGGAUCAGCUGGUCAGGAGCGCUCUUCUAGCCCUCUAUACGGCAAGGCCAGGAGGCCUCCUUAAGAAACCACCCUCUCCUAAGGACAGCACAGAGGACACUUGUCCCCUGGAUGAGCCCCCUCAGCUGGGAAGACAAGACUCCAUACCACACCAUUCUGACUAUGAUGAAGAAGAGUGGGAUCGGGUGUGGGCCAACGUGGGGAAGAGCCUCAACUGCAUUAUCGCUACCGUGGACAAACUGAUUGAGAGAGAUGGUCACGACGGAGGUGGUCCCGGAGGCAGCAGUGGUCAAGAUGGAGACAUGGAGCCUUCCCUAGAGGAUUCCAUCACAUCUCACCCAAAGGAGGACUGGUAUGAACAGCUACAGCCCCUCAUCCUCACCCUGAAGGAGUGCAUGGGAGAGGUGGUGAGCCGAGCCAAGCAGUCCCUGACGUUUGUGCUGCUUCAGGAGCUAGCCUACAGCCUGCCCCAGUGCCUGAUGCUGACGCUGAGAAGGGACAUCGUCUUCAGUCAGGCGCUUGCUGGAUUGGUGUGUGGUUUUAUCAUCAAGUUACAUACAAGUCUGCACGACCCCGACUUCCUCCAGCAGCUUCACACAGUGGGCUUGAUAGCGCAGUAUGAAGGACUGCUAAGCACCUACAGUGAUGAAAUUGGAAUGCUAGAGGACAUGGCUGUCGGCAUUUCAGACUUGAGGAAAGUUGCAUUCAAAAUAACCGAAGCCAAGUCUAGUGAUGACCUGCCCGUUCUCACAGGAAGGCGUGAACACUACGUGGUGGAGGUCAGGCUCCCGGCUGCCGUGUUUGAGUCGCUCCCUCUGCAGAUUAAAGAAGGCCAGCUGCUCCACGUCUAUCCCGUUCUGUUUAACGUUGGAAUCAACGAACAGCAGACUCUUGCUGAGAGGUUUGGAGAUGUUUCUUUGCAAGAAAGUAUUAAUCAAGAAAAUUUUGAACUCGUUCAAGAAUAUUAUUCGAUAUUUACGGAAAAGAUGCCACCUGAUUAUAUUUCACAUUUCCAAGAACAAAAUGAUUUAAAAGGAUUGUUGGACAGUCUCCAUCAAAAUAUUCAAGCCAAAAAAAGAAAGAAUGUAGAGAUCAUGUGGCUGGCAGCAACAAUUUGUCGCAAACUCAACGGUAUCCGCUUCACCUGCUGUAAAAGCGCCAAAGACAGGACCUCGAUGUCAGUGACGCUGGAGCAGUGCUCCAUCCUGAGGGACGAGCACCAGCUGCACAAAGACUUCUUCCUCCGAGCCUUGGACUGCAUGAGAAGAGAAGGAUGCCGCAUAGAGAACGUACUGAAGAAUAUCAAAUGCAGAAGGUAUGCUUUCAACAUGCUACAGCUGCUGGCUUUCCCCAAGUGCUACCGGCCUCCAGAAGGCACUUACGGAAAAGCUGACACCUAACUCUCCCAGCCUGGAAACAAACAGGAACACAGAUACCUUGCGUUUGGAAGAUCUACACCUCUGCCUUUUUUUUGUUUUUUAUUGUUAUGAGUUUUUGGAGCGCGGUACUUAUGGGUGUUGUUCAUAUCCAAGCCAAUACAUCACUCAGAAAGCGACCCAGCACCACUCUGUCCAGUCUGUCUGUUCUUCUUUGUGUUAACUCUUACCGGUUGAAGUUAGUUCAGAAACUUUAAGGAACUAAAAGUGCAAAGAAAUUUAAGAAUAGAGUCUUCUGGUGCCCACAUAAAGAUGCUUAGCAGCUGGAAUCUCAUUUGGAGAAAUCCAGAGACGUGAGAGACAUAUGUAUGAGGUGUUCCCUGCCAGUGCUAUUACUGUGUGACUUUGCAGUCUAUCAUAGGUCUAUAUGAAGCGGAGAAUCCUAUAACAUACAUGAGUAAUAAACAGUGAUAAAUUUACACAGUGAUUUUCAGUUAAUUGGGAUUUCAGAUCUGUCCUUAUGGUAAAAUACCACUACAUGUAAAACUGCUAACAUUCCAAAUUACUGGUUUCCCUAGAGACCAACCACAUUGGAUAAGUUUAUAAUUCAAAAAAUGAGUAAAUCAAGACAGGUUGCUCAUGACUUCAGAAGAGCCAUUACAGCCACCCUGACAUCUAUCUCUUUGAGACUCCCUAACCUGCCACUCCUGUCGUCUGCAGAUCGCUACACUAGCUAUCUAUGAACCGUCACAGAGGGGAGUCAAAUAGAAAUUAGGAUUUAUCACUGGAAUGCACACUUAGAGUAAAGUGAUCUGAAAGAAAAUCUGUAUUCUUCGCAUUCUCACCAGUGGGAAGUGCUGUGCAAGCCCGUGUCUCCUCUGAGCCACCAGAGGGUUCCAACUCAGACACUGCUGUCACUUCAUCCAAAGGUUGUCCUUUGUCUUCACAGUGACAUGACAGCUCUUUGCCUAAGAUGCUUCCUGUGCAGGCUUAUCAGAUAGAUCUCCAGUCCCGUGUUGAGUAUUUCAAAAGCCUGAGGAUAGAUGAUAACCCCCUGAGGUUUCUACAUGGAAUUAUCCAUUUCUUAUUUUAGCUAAUAGCCUAUGGUUUUUGCCAAAGCAGUCACUAAACUAUUUGUAGCCUUUAAAAAUGGAAAAAAUGCAUCUAAAUAUGAAAAUAAUUAUCUAGUGUUCCGAGAGCUGGUCUCCAUUUCAGUGAUUUAAUGUAAUCUUUCGUUUGACUUUUAGCUAGGUGGUAGGAUUUGUGGCUAUUCUUGUUACUGUAUUGAGUUGAAGACAGUCGUGAUGACUGAGGUUUGAUUAGCUCUGAGCUGUUCUUAGUAUUUUAAGUGGUGAUAUUCAUCCCAGGACAUCUCAUAUGAUGUUUUUAGCUCAGAAAUGUUUUAUAAACAAUAAUUGUUUAUAUAUUUUUAUAAACUAACCAUCUUAACUAAAAUAUACUAAAUAUUUAUUAACUGGAAAGCCAAUAGUAAGGUUUCCAGUUUUGCAUGACGUUUCAUAAGACAUAUUUUUCUUUGUCAACAAAUGCUAAUACAGAAAUAUCAAAGAUGGGCCUGACUAUACUGUACAUGCAAAUGAAUGUUUAUUCACUGACAGCAUCGCCAUCAUUCCCUGUGGGAAUUUAUGCAUCCAUUCUUAUUUCCUAAAAAUUCUUAUUUCCUAAACAUGACAGCUCUUCUCCAAAUGCACUCAGACAACCACUUCAUGACUUUCUGAAUCAAACCAUAGAUGACAUAUUUUAGAAACUCCCUUGUACAAACGCAGGCCCAGUCAUGCAGUCCUCUCAGCUCCGUCAUACUGUUCUACCCAUGUUCUCACUGAAAAGCUGCACCACCAGCAUGUCUAGGGAAGCACACUGAGUCAAACGAUUUAUCAAGAAAAUGACAUUUCUAAACAACGCAGUCUUCUUCCUCACAAAUAAGAUUUUCUCCUAUUCUCAUCAAACGCAGGUAUCAAUUCUGGAUUAACUAUUUACAGACCCCUGAAAGAAACAUUUUAAGAGCACAAAAAAACAAAGCCAUGAUUGUUAUCCAAAAGUCUAGAGUGUGUGUCUGUCUUCCAGACAGCUAACUAUACCCUUGAACCAUCUGACUGAACCAGGGCCGUAUUUGUGUGUACCAGCUCACUAAAUUUCCACCUCUGCUUUUCCUCCUACGUAUUACUGUGAGUUCAACCACACACCGCUUUUCCUUCUACGUAUUGCCCUGAGUUCACCCACGCACCGCUUUUCCUCUUACGUAUUGUCCUGAGUUGAAUCCACACACCGCUUUUCCUCCUAUGUAUUGUCCUGAGUUCACCCACGCACUGCUUUUCCUCCUACGUAUUAUUGUGAGUUCAUCCAGGCACCGCUUUUCCUCCAUCUAAACGCUAACACUGUGUGGUCAGCCUGGUAAAUCCAGCAGGGCCCUGGUAACUGCACGAGGUGGCUGAUGAAUGAUGUAAAAUCUGCCUACUCUACAGUCAGGGCGAUUCUCCAUGUGGCCACUAAUCACUCCUGCUGCCGCUGCUUCCUACAAACAGGAAGUCUUGAAGGCUACCACUGACUGGAUGGCGCACCCACCCUUCCACACGUUAAGUGGUUUUCAUAAAGUAGAACUCAGAAUGGCAAAAGGGAGGGAACGUGAUUGUUUUUUUUCUAAUCAGAUCAAAUCCCUCCCUCUGCAGAGAUACUCUGCAAGAGACGUUCUCCCUGCUGUGCCCGAAGAGAUGCAUGAGAGGUGGUCGUUGAGUUUUCAGGAAUGGCACAAACUGGUGGCUGCGCAGUGGCAUAGCUGUCCAUAAGUCGUUAAAUGAGUUUAUUAAAAGUAAAGAUGACAGUCAUAGCUUAGGACUUCCUAGAUUUUUAAAAAUCAAAUUCUGCAGUUUAUCCCGCUUCUAAGUGUUGUUGGCUCUGGUGGUUCUGUGCGGUGUAAAUGCCGUAUUGAUAACGCGCACCUGUGAAUCUCCUGAAUCCACAUUUGAGAAGGCAGUGUUGGUAUCUGGAAAUCAGCCACUGCGGGAAUAUUCACACCACAGAAACUGGCGAAUGCCAUAAACUAGGACAUUUAGAUCUUACUGCGGUUAAGCAGUUCCCAACUAGUGCAUGGCUCUGAGUCACUACGACAAUUUCUCAGAAAAUACCAGAUUAUUGAAGGGAGGUUACCAUUAUUAGGAUGGUUUUAAAUGAAAGUAAUCUUAUUCGGAUUAUUGUGAUUUUAUGUUUGAUGUUUUCAACUUUAAGGAAACAGGCAUGUCUAUACACUAGAGUGGAAACAUUUUUUUUUCAUAAUCAGUUAUUACAUUAGAGGACAAGUUUAAAAGCUAUCAGUAGUGUGCUGCAGGUGGCCUUGAGCAAGACAGCCUUAUUGUAACUGAUACAUCAGGACUAAAGUCAGGUAAUGGGAAGCUAAUUAUAAUAUAACUACAAUACACUUCAUCUCAAUUUCUAAGUGUAUGGUUAUGGCAUUGCUGACAGGAGAGUGGAAUCAUAUUACUAUAGUCAAUGUUUACUACGGUGAUCACAGUUGAAACCUAGACUGAUUAGGUAAAGUAAGCCCUGACAAUAUGCUGAUACAACCCAGAUAUAUGUAUUUGAUUCUCAAGGGACAUAGUAUUCUAGUUCAAUAAGAGGGACACAUUUUGUAAUCUUUUAUGAACUAAAUUAAUUAUGGGGAAGGUUCAAGGAAGGCUUUCUCUUUUUAACACACAUUUCAGAACCUUGUUUGAGCCCCUGAUCAGCAGGGUGGAGGGAAGCAGGCAGAGUGGGCACAAAACAUCUCUGCUAUCUAGAAGUUGUCUAACAAUGUGCUCUACUCAUAACUGAAAAAAAAUUAAAUUUUCUAAGAACUUGCACAGCUUAUGGACAGGUUUAACAUAAAUUUAUAUUCAUCCAUCCCACUUCCAAUCUGUGUAAGCUAUGACCCAUAUUUAUGAUAUUAACUUUUUAAGUAAAAUAUCCUUGUAUAGAUUAUCUUUUAUUUCUCUGACAGCUUGAAAUUAGAUGUUUUUCUUUGCAUCUUUCCACACAAAGAUGCAAACUAUAGUACACACUGUCUUUAAAAAUAGAAAGAUAAAAAUCAACAUUUUAGACAAAAUCCAGGCUGCCCAUUAAUAUUGAGUUAAGGAACAGAAAUUUUCCCUCUUCCUGAGCAAUGGGGCAUGCUAAUUUCUCUUUGAAUUUUAUUUCUAAGACUAUAAAAUACAUCAGUUUUGCUUCUGAUUGAAGAGGACCAGACAAUACUUAACUAGAGAAAGGGACACGUAUAAGGUAAUACAAAUCCCUCAAAUGGUGAAUCCAAUUGCUCUUCCUGAGCUUGGAUUUUUACUCAGACAUGCGUAUUUAAAGAAAAAGAAGUUCAGACUUUAGCUCUAAAUAGCAUAGACAUUAGCAUAAAUGCAACUUGUAAAAAUGCUUCUGUAGGACUCAGCCGUUAAGGGCACUAGCUGCUCUCCCAAAGGUUUUGAGUUCAAUUCAAAGCAACCACAUGGUGGCUCACAACCAUCUGUAAUAAGAUCUGAUGCCCUCUUCUGGUCUGCAUGCAUACAUGCAGGAAGAACACUGUAUAGAUAAAUAAAUGAAUAAACCUUUAAAAAAUUGCUUCUGUCUAUAAGCCAUGUGCUAUGGUACACACCAGUACACUCUCAGUAACAGCAGUAUUUAAAGACAAAGGUAUAUACCAUUCUGCACCAGAAGAAUUUCUAUAGACAUUUUAAAUUAUUCCCCUGUAAUGAAAGGGCACAGUAUAGCAGAAUGUCUUUUGUGAUGGCGGUGUUCAUCAGGAGGCUCUAGACUCAAAUUUGGCCAAUAUGUCUACAAUAUCUCUAUAAUUCUUGAAAUUACUAUGUCACCAUCAACAUCAUAACCUAUCUGUGUUGAAGAGCCUGCACACUUUUCAAACUGCAGAACUGUCAUGGAUCUGCAUAUGCCACCCUUUGUGCAUGUAUUUUCUUCUGUGAACAUUUUGUCUUUUCACACAUUUGCAGAUUCUUGUGUUAUUCAUUUGAAAGGUUGACCUUUCUUUUUAUAUUAAAUAUAUAUCCAAGAAGAACCAAUAAUGCAUAUUCCCAGGAAAUGAAUCUCAGAUAGAUAGAUCAUCUUAUAUUAGCAUUUGAAGAAAUAUAACAUUCAUCUUAUUUUGUGUAAAUCAUAUUCAUUGUGCACUGUAUGUAUAUUUUUGUUGAAAUAAAUAUGGUUUUAUUUUUA